Messenger RNA from Linum tenue, 1007 nucleotides. The record is from the annotation of a GenBank genome assembly. NCBI's taxonomy places the organism in Eukaryota, Viridiplantae, Streptophyta, Magnoliopsida, Malpighiales, Linaceae.
UCCAUUCUCUCCCUCUCUAUCUCUCUACGUUUCUUGGAUCUGCAGAAGAAGAAGCAUCAGAGCUCAGUUCUUCUACCAUAUUAGAACAAAGAACAAGAGGAGGAUUCAAUAGUCUCUCCUUGGUCGUGAUUUCUUCCUUUCAGUCAUCGAUUCGACAAGUAGAGCUUCUUAGCUUCCAACCUUCACCAAGAGUAUCAUCACCAGAUAUAGAGAAAGCAUUUGCAUUCAUCUUCCCAAAAGGAUGCGUCCUCCUACAAACUCAACAACAUUCAAGCGGGAAUUCCUCAAGAAAUGGCUCCUCGCCCUCCAACUAUGUAAUAACCACCACAACAACAACAACAAGAACGGCGUCGUAGAGAGGAAAAACACGAUCAAGCUCUCCGCCGAAAUCGCCAUGGCCGCCGCCAGGAACGGCGCCACGUGUUGGAGCCGUGCCCUCAUCGCCAAACACUCCUCCUCCUCCUCCCUCCACAACCAGACGCCGCCGCCACGUCACAGCAAGAAGAGAGUACUCCGGUGCAAGAGGAUCAUAAGGAGGAGCCGGAGGUGCAUUCAUCAUGGGCCGGCGGCGGCGGUGGUGAGGAGGAAGACGGCGGUGCUGAGGAAGCUGGUUCCCGGUGGGGAGUUGAUGGGCGACGAGGCGUCGUUGAUAAGGGAAACCCUAGACUACGUGACGUCGCUCCGGGCUCAGAUCGACGUCAUGCGGAGGCUUGCUAGAGCUAGCGAUCGAGUCGCCAUGUGUAAUGGAAUGAAGUGAACUAAUUUCUAAUUUGAUUUCAUAUAUGUGUUGUUAUAUAUAUAUUAUUGUUAUAGAUAUAUAUUAUAUAUGUAGUUAUGUAGCUAUAUAUAUAGUCAUCGUUUUGGAGUGAUGGUAUAUGAGAAAUGGGAUGGAAGCCAUAUAUAUUAUGUACCUUAAUUAAGGGUAUGUACAGUCUACAGAUGAAGCAUAUAUAUAAAUGUCAAAGAUUUGUAUUUGGGUGUUUGAGAGGUUGGAGAUGUUUUAAUGU